Messenger RNA from Macrosteles quadrilineatus (aster leafhopper), 1036 nucleotides. RefSeq names its product 18S rRNA aminocarboxypropyltransferase. NCBI's taxonomy places the organism in Eukaryota, Metazoa, Arthropoda, Insecta, Hemiptera, Cicadellidae. The coding region runs from base 130 to 1005 and encodes 291 amino acids. Gene Ontology annotation, molecular function: rRNA small subunit aminocarboxypropyltransferase activity. The record is from RefSeq and is a predicted model, not a curated record. The transcript has 5 exons. Gene Ontology annotation, biological process: maturation of SSU-rRNA.
UUUAACCUAACUUUUUAUUUUUAGUGAGACAUCUUUAGUGUUAUUUCUCAAAACUGUUUAUUUUUUCUUUUAGACUUUAUUUAAAUAUUGUGCUUGACAAGCCGAUAAUUUAUUAUAACUGAUUUUAUAAUGAGUAAGCGGGGGAAAGUCAACAAAAACAGUGCAUAUUCAAGUAAAAAGAAAGACAACAGAUCCAAAAAGCAUACACAUGAGAAAAGAAGUUUUUCCAAUGACGAAGAUUUAAGUGAUGUGUGCCAUAAAUUGAAAUUAACAGAAGAUGAUGAAGGAAGUGGUGCCACUGCCCUACCAUUUCCAGUCGCAAUGUGGGACAUGGAGCAUUGCGACCCAAAAAAAUGUUCAGGAAGAAAAUUAGUUCGUCAGAAACUAGUCAAGGUACUUCGGCUGGGCCAGCGGUUUUCAGGAAUUGUUCUUACGCCAGUUGGUGAAAAGUGUGUGUCACCUGCUGACCAUGACAUUGUAAAACUCCACGGAGCCGCGGUCGUCGACUGUUCCUGGGCCAGGAUAGAAGAGACGCCCUUCGGCAGGAUGAGGACACCUCACCCUCGUCUGCUGCCAUUCCUGGUCGCUGCCAACCCGAUCAACUACGGCAAGCCUUGCCAACUAUCCUGCGUUGAAGCUUUAGCUGCUACCUUCUACAUCACCAACUUCAAGGACCUAGCCAAGCAGUAUCUCGACAAGUUUAAAUGGGGAGCCUCGUUUUUGAGUCUAAACGAGGAGCUUUUGGAGAAGUAUGCUGCUUGUACCACAAGUGCUGAGGUAGUAGCUGCUCAGAAUGAGUUUUUGGCAACAGCUCAACAGGAAAGGUUAAACAGGCUAGACCAAAGAAGCGACUAUCCAUCUUCAAGUGAGGAUGAAAGUGAAAGUGACGGAUCUGCAGAUGAUGAAAGUGACAAACAACAAGCAGAAAACCAUACAACAGAUGAGGAUACCUCGGAUGAGGAUGUUGCAGAACAAACAAAACAAUGUGAUAAUUUAAAUACAUGAUGUAACUGUAGUAUAGAAAAUAAAUAAUUUA